GGGGAGGCAAAGGGAAGAAAUGGUCGUAUUUUUGUUUGUUAUUCAAUUGAGUUGCGUUUGUAUCUAAAAUAAAUCAAAAACAGCCUGCGGGUAGGAGUAUAUUUUGUUAGACGUUUAUCUAGAUUUGGCAGGGAAGAGUGGUCCAGCCCGGCAAUGGCUGCCGAGCCGGUACCCCAGAUCCUGCGACUGAACGACGAUUGUUUGGACGAGAUUUUCGAUCGCCUGCAGGACCUGCCAACAGAAGUUUCCUUCGCGAGGAGCUGCCAGCGGUUUCGACAAAUUUGCGUAGCCAAAUGGCGCACCUGUCGUGCAUACGAGCAACUUGAUCUGGACAAGUGGCGGGAAAUGCUUCCCAACUAUGAAGAUCUGGUCUACUUCCUCACCCAGAUGCGACUGCACAUAAGGGAAAUGUGUGUCUCCAGUUGCCUUUGUGCUCUAAUAAAAGAUUUGGAUGAAAUGCACAUUACGGAGCUGCCAUUGGUGUUUAGUUUCUACUAUGAUGCUGAGGACGUAGACUGCUAUCCCUCGAACAGGAGCAUUCGGAAGCUGGCUCAGUUGUUGCCGGGAUUGCGAAAGCUGCGUCUCACCACGCCCAUUGACGGGCGGUACCUGUCUCACUUCCGACAUCUGCAGGAACUCCAUCUCUACGAAGAUCAACACAAGGCGUAUGAGCUGCAACAAGAGUAUCUGGACGAAGUGUGCCACAAAAUGCAUGAUCUUCGGGUUCUGGAUAUUCGGACAUACGACAUGAUCAGCAAACUUCAGCUGGGAAACUGCCUGCAGAGCCUAAGGAGCCUCGUCGUAUUGAAGCUAAAUCUUGCUACAUUAAAGCCCAUUCUGCCUGCCGUUCUAGAGCUGCCCUCCCUGAAGAAACUAGUAGUCCUGCUGGACAACGAGUGGCACAUACCGCCACUGGUCAGUCCAGAUAACUACGACCACAAGAUUCGCGAGGUCAGCGAGUUUUACGAGAUCAUGGAGAGAAAAGCCAAGGAUAUAGUUGGCUUUGCCGUCGACGGGUAUUACAUGCCACUAGAACCAGGGUGGGAUGAAAAGCUGCCCAUAUGGACGCAUCGCAGGCUAAAGUGCUUGGCCAUUUGCAGCUGGACCCAUCACGCAGACUACCUAGAACGCUAUACCUGUAUGACAGACUUACAGCUGCUGUGCCUUCGCAAUUGGAACGAACUGAGCGACGAUAUUCUCCUUAGAUUUGUGGAGCUCUGUCCUAAGCUGGAACAUCUUGACGUGUCUUACUGCCGCGAUCUGACGCCAAAUUUUCUACCCCGCGCCCUGAGUGUUCUUACACAGCGAGAACCAUACAAACAGAAGUCGGGAUUUGCACGGUCGCUUCCUCUACAGCUUUACUACGAUCUAUGUGGCUUCGAGGAUUUUGUGGAUAAAGGGAAUCUCAGAAACUCUCCGGAAUAUCGUGGAUAUAUUGUUUUUACAGCCGACUUUCCCGUCGACUCGGAACGAGGUCUAAGCUUUGUAGACCGCGGCUAUCAAUUUGAAUUUGACUGCUCUUUGAAUAUGUAAAUAUACAACCUAAAAUUAUAUAAGUAUUUAUUAUUAAAUAUUAUGUUGCACAAAAAAUGUUAAUUAUUUUCAUUCUGAAAUAAAUUAAUUAGUUAUCAAAAAAGUUUCACUAAAAGGCACCUUUGAACGUUCA
This is a messenger RNA of Drosophila eugracilis, 1666 nucleotides long. RefSeq lists its product as uncharacterized. The coding region runs from base 154 to 1533 and encodes 459 amino acids. The record is from RefSeq and is a predicted model, not a curated record. The transcript is spliced from 3 exons. Lineage: Eukaryota; Metazoa; Arthropoda; Insecta; Diptera; Drosophilidae.